Phytophthora infestans T30-4 is the source of this 818-nucleotide messenger RNA. RefSeq lists its product as uncharacterized. The record is from RefSeq and is a predicted model, not a curated record. Gene Ontology annotation, cellular component: nucleus; spliceosomal complex. Lineage: Eukaryota; Oomycota; Peronosporomycetes; Peronosporales; Peronosporaceae. The transcript has a single exon. Bases 1 to 711 code for a protein of 236 amino acids. Gene Ontology annotation, biological process: mRNA splicing, via spliceosome.
AUGUCCAAGUGGAGCAAGAAGAACCGCGCGCCAGCGGGCUAUGAGUACAUCCAACCGGUAAUGGACGCGCUGGAGAGCGAGUUGCGUGAAAAGAUGAACGAGCCGCACGAGGGCAAGCGGCAGUGCGAGGCGCUGUGGCCAGUGCACCAGAUCAACUGGCAGCGCAGCCGCUACGUGUACGACAUGUUCUACAAGUACAAAAAGAUCUCUCGUGAGGUGUACGACUACUGUGUGCGACGCAAACUGGUGGAUGCCAACCUCAUCGCCAAGUGGAAGAAACCGGGCUACGAGCGACUGUGUAGCACCUUCGCAAUCAACACUAAGAAUUACAACUACGGUACUGUCAGUAUCUGCCGCGUACCGAGACAGCAGCUGUCGGAGGGGCAGGUAGUGCAGGAGAAGCACAGUGGCUGCAGAGGUUGCGCCUCUGGACCUGGAGGGUACCACAAUAUCUUCGGUAACAAGUACGGACAGCACUUGGCCAGAAUUCAGAUCGCAAGAGAGGAAGCCGCCCAGAAGGAGGACAUCAAGCAGGUGUGGGCCACCGAGCAGGAGCAGGAAGACUAUGAGAGUGGCGAUGAAGAGAAGAAGAGGAAGAGAGACGAACCGACGAAGGAGAGCGAGAGUGAGUCCAGUGGAGAAAGUGACAGUGACGAAGAGACCAAAGAGGCCGAAACGCCCUCGAACAAGAAGCAGAAAGGGGACAAGUGAAUCAGCUUAUGGAGAGAAGAGGGAAGUUCCCAAUAGAUUUUACCCAUUCUUGAGCGAUUCUAGCUUUGAGUUUAUUAAAAAAAAAGAAAUUUAGCUUACCAGACAAA